UCUGCACACUAUGGUGAGAGCUCUUCUCUUCUCUUCCCUUCUUACUGAGAGAGAGUCAAAAACGAAAAAAACACAAAAGACCAGAGAGAGAGAGACCCACUAGAAAGUAGAAAACAGAUCCACACUUUCUCUCUCUAAACAUUAUUUUCUUUUCCCUUUUAAAGCCUUUUUUUUUCUUUUUCUGGGAGGGAAAAAUAUCACAAUCAGGAAAAAAAGUCCGACUAAAACCUUACACUAUUUGGAAAAAGAUAGUCUCUGUGUUUGAGAUUUUGCUUUUUCUUCUUAUUGUUUUUUUAUAUUUUUUAUUUUUUUUUGGGUUUGUGUAUAGUGAUUUCUAGCUCAUAUUUCUCGACUGUGGGCAGCUUCAAAUCAUUACUUGGCUUCCUUUUGUCUUCAAAAAGCUCUUUCUCUUCGAUUAGCGUAUGCACUUCUCUCCUUCGCUCUAAUUAAUCCCAUUUCUCCUUUUAGGUUUUUUUUUUUCUUUCUCUAUAUAUUUUGCUCAGAACGAGGGAAAAAAAUGUGGGUUGGUGUGGGAAUGUGAUGAGGAAUGAGAAAUGGGGUGCGUCUUUGGUAGAGAGGUGACUCCGAGGAAGGCAGCGGCGGAGAGGGAAGGGAGAAGAGAGAGGGAGGAAGUUAGAGUUGCUAGAGUGCAGGAGGAAACUGGUAGCCAGGUUAGAAAUGGAGGAGAGGAUCGGAAGGAGAAAACUGAGGUGGAGGUGGAAGAGGAGGGGAGAGUGCGGCCUAGAGGUGAGAGAAGGAGGUCCUCUAGACCAAAUCCGAGGUUGAGUAAUCCUCCCAAACACGUGCAAGGUGAACAGGUGGCUGCCGGUUGGCCCUCUUGGCUAUCCGCCGUCGCCGGUGAAGCUAUCAAUGGAUGGACCCCGCGACGUGCUGAUACUUUUGAGAAGCUUGACAAGAUUGGUCAGGGUACAUACAGUAAUGUGUACAAAGCCCGGGAUACCAUGACAGGGAAAAUUGUUGCGUUGAAGAAGGUUCGGUUUGACAAUUUGGAACCUGAGAGUGUAAAAUUUAUGGCUAGAGAAAUUUUGAUUUUGCGUCGUUUGGACCACCCCAAUGUUGUAAAAUUGGAAGGUUUGGUGACCUCAAGGAUGUCUUGUAGUUUGUACCUUGUUUUUGAAUACAUGGAGCAUGAUUUGGCUGGACUCGCAGCAAGUCCAAACAUCAAGUUCACAGAGGCUCAGGUCAAAUGUUAUAUGCAUCAGUUAUUAUCUGGCCUUGAACACUGUCACAACCUACAUGUGCUGCAUCGUGAUAUCAAGGGAUCAAAUCUUCUUAUUGGCAAUGAUGGGAUCCUUAGAAUUGCUGACUUUGGGUUGGCUUCUUCUUUCGAUCCUAACCACAAGCAGCCCAUGACUAGCAGGGUAGUUACUUUAUGGUAUCGACCACCAGAGCUGCUCCUCGGGGCAACUGACUAUGGCGUGGGUGUGGACCUUUGGAGUGCUGGUUGCAUUCUUGCUGAGCUAUUGGCAGGGAAGCCAAUCAUGCCUGGUCGCACUGAGGUGGAGCAAUUACACAAGAUAUUUAAACUAUGUGGCUCUCCUUCUGAAGAGUAUUGGAAAAAGUCAAAGCUACCCCAUGCAACCAUAUUUAAGCCCCAACAAUCAUACAAGAGAUGUAUAGCAGAGACUUUCAAAGACUUCCCACUAUCAUCACUGCCCCUAAUUGAAACCCUUCUUGCCAUUGACCCAGCGGAACGUCAAACUGCUACUGCUGCACUGAAGAGUGAAUUCUUUACUACAAAGCCUUAUGCUUGUGAGCCUUCUAGUCUUCCAAAAUAUCCUCCAAGCAAGGAAAUGGAUGCUAAACUACGUGAUGAAGAAGCUAGAAGAUUGAGAGCUGCUGGAAAGUCUAAUGCUGAUGGUAUUAAGAAGUCACGUCCACGUGAUCGAGCGGUAAAGGCAUUUCCUGCUCCAGAAGCCAAUGCCGAGCUUCAAGCCAAUCUUGAUAGGCGGCGUUUAAUAACACAUGCCAAUGCGAAGAGCAAAAGCGAGAAAUUUCCUCCACCUCACCAAGAUGGAGCACUUGGUUAUCCAUUGGGCUCCUCACAUCACAUUGAUCCUGUCUUUGAUCCCCCUGAUGUCCCAUUCAGUUCCACAAAUUUCUCGUAUUCAAAAGCACCUAUGCAGACGUGGUCCGGCCCAUUGGUAGACACAGCUUCAGUUGUUGCUCCAAGGAGAAAGAAGCAGAAAGAUAAACUUUCUGCUCGGGUAUAAGAGAAGGAAGGCAUGUAAUAUAAAUUCAGUUUACUUGAAAGAGUAUUCAUGAGGCUGCAAAGUUACGAAUCUGGCCAUUGAUAUUUGUUCCGGGAAAGCCAAUUAAAUUGCAAGAAGAGGUCAAAUAUUUUUAAAUUCAAUUUUCUUUUCCCUUGUUAUAUCAUUUUGUAUUAUGUGAAGUUCCUCUAGCAUUGUAUAUGUUUUUUUGUUUUCUUCUGAAGAUAGUGGAAAGAAUUAAUAAAUUUGUAUUGGUAACU
This is a messenger RNA of Manihot esculenta (cassava), 2491 nucleotides long. Its product is annotated as probable serine/threonine-protein kinase At1g54610. Lineage: Eukaryota; Viridiplantae; Streptophyta; Magnoliopsida; Malpighiales; Euphorbiaceae. The record is from RefSeq and is a predicted model, not a curated record. Gene Ontology annotation, cellular component: nucleus; cyclin-dependent protein kinase holoenzyme complex. The transcript is spliced from 7 exons. Gene Ontology annotation, biological process: protein phosphorylation; positive regulation of transcription elongation by RNA polymerase II. Gene Ontology annotation, molecular function: RNA polymerase II CTD heptapeptide repeat kinase activity; cyclin-dependent protein serine/threonine kinase activity; ATP binding. Bases 555 to 2234 code for a protein of 559 amino acids.